AUGGGAAUUGGGAGCUGGGGUGGAUUGUCCCUCACCUCUGGGAAUUGGGUUGGGAGUUGGGGUGCAUUGUCCCUCUCUCCUGGAGAAGGUUUCCCAGGCUGUCAGGUCUCUCUCCCUCUCUCCUGGCUGAGGGGGAAACUUUCCCUGAGGCCGAUCCUGAUUUUUGGGGUACUUGUGGUUUCCCAGUGUUGCAUUCCCCUCUUUUGCAGGCACUACGUGGUUCGAGGGCCUGAGCUGACCCCAUAUGAAGGUGGAUAUUACCACGGAAAGCUAAUAUUCCCUCGGGAAUUCCCUUUCAAACCCCCCAGUAUUUAUAUGAUCACCCCCAAUGGAAGGUUCAAGUGCAACACAAGGUUGUGUCUGUCCAUCACGGAUUUCCACCCGGACACCUGGAACCCGGCGUGGUCGGUGUCCACCAUCCUGACGGGGCUGCUGAGCUUCAUGGUGGAGAAGGGGCCCACCCUGGGCAGCAUCGAGACCUCCGAGUUCACCAAAAGGCAGCUGGCUGCACAGAGCUUAGCAUUUAAUUUAAAAGACAAAGUCUUCUGUGAGCUCUUCCCUGAAGUGGUGGAGGAAAUGAAGCAAAAGCAGAAAGCACAAGACGAGCUGAGCUCCAGACCCCCCUCCCUGCCCCUCCCCGACGUGGUGCCGGACGGGGACGCGCACUUCGGGCACAACGGGCACCCCCUGCUCCACGGGCACGUGGCCCUGGCGCCCGGGCACGCCGGGGGGCUGCAGCAGCCCCCCAGGAACCACGGACUCUUGGGGGGAGCCCUGGCGAACUUGUUUGUCAUCGUGGGCUUCGCCGCCUUCGCCUACACAGUCAAGUACGUGCUGAGGAGCAUAGCCCAGGAGUGAAAUCCUGCCAAGACCAAAUUUUAGUGGGGUUUUGGGGUGAUCGGGGCUCUUUGGGGGGGAAUUUUGGGGUUUGGCCCCGCCUGGGUCGUGGUGGGGCUGGGGGAACCAUUUUGGUUUGUAGAGUUCUGCUCCAUCUGUGGUUUGAACAGUGAAGAUCUUCAGCAAA
Molecule: messenger RNA, 1024 nt
Organism: Onychostruthus taczanowskii (white-rumped snowfinch)
Lineage: Eukaryota; Metazoa; Chordata; Aves; Passeriformes; Passeridae
Gene: UBE2J2
Product: ubiquitin conjugating enzyme E2 J2
Exons: 5
Coding region: 1-858 (285 amino acids)
Source: RefSeq, a predicted model, not a curated record